Messenger RNA from Plectropomus leopardus (leopard coralgrouper), 5710 nucleotides. Its product is annotated as Krueppel-like factor 2. Lineage: Eukaryota; Metazoa; Chordata; Actinopteri; Perciformes; Serranidae. Gene Ontology annotation, molecular function: RNA polymerase II cis-regulatory region sequence-specific DNA binding; DNA-binding transcription factor activity, RNA polymerase II-specific. The record is from RefSeq and is a predicted model, not a curated record. Gene Ontology annotation, biological process: regulation of transcription by RNA polymerase II.
AGCACCGCUGCCUGCAGGAGCCGCUUUAUAAAGAGCUAAAUUUACCAAACUUUACGUUGUUUCCUGAGCUCUCACAAUUGGCCAGCACUUGUCCGGUUUGAGAGUUAUAAGGUUUGGAGGACCUCCUUCCACUUUUAAACUUGUUCAUGUCUUUGGAGCGCAGCUGUGGAGAGGCGACAGUGAAAUAAGGCGCACAGACUCUCUGGUGCGGCUGCCGCUCAACACGACGCGACUUUGACAAGAGAUAGUUAUUAUUUCACCAUAACGAUGGCCUUAUCCGGAGUGAUGCUGCCGUCAUUUGCGACAUUCACAAACCAACGAGAAAAAACCUGGGAAAACAGGUGGAAAGGAGACAUGGACAAACUAGUCUCCAGCAGCUGCUCCAUGCUUGAAAUGGUACACAACCUGGACAAUCACAGCAAAAAGGACGACGAGGAUCUGAGUAAUUUUUUGGAUCUGGAUUUUAUUCUCGCCAACACGACUGGCUCAGACAGCGCGGCGGACUUUGUGGGCACAGCUGACCCCAGCAUGUACCCGACGGGGAACUCGGUGCCAUCCUACGCAGCAGACGACCACCGAUCCCCGCCGCCCCCGUACGGCGCCAGCCUCAUGACAGAGCUGCUCCGCGCCGAUGGACCCAACAGCUAUGGCAUUACGCGCAACCCCUGCGUUCAGGGGAGAUUUUAUGUCAACACGACGCAUUUUCCCCGCCAGGAAAUCAAAGUGGAGCCUCACGUGGACGGCUACGGCCCAGUUAUGGGCAUGGUGCCCCAAAGCUGCAGCAAAAUCAAGCAAGAGGGGAACGUUUCGUGCAUGAUGUCCUUCGAGCAGCCCCGUGUGGCCAUCUCUCCGCGGGCAGCCAGCAACAUGACCCCGCCGCUCAGCCCCGAUGACCAGGGAGCUUCGGAGUGCCAGGCACAGCUGUGCCAGCCCAUGAACUUUCCACAGAAGUAUCACACGCCGGCGGCUUUCCCGCACCACCCUCAGGCUCCCCAGAUGCAGAUGCCCUACCACGCUCCGCAUACCGCCUUUGGCAUGUAUGAUGAAGGUCUCAGCCUGCAGCCAGGCGCGCAGAGGGUGAUGCUCACACCGCCCUCCUCUCCCCUCGAGCUGCUGGAGUCCAAACCCAAGAGGGGACGGCGCACAUGGCCGCGGAAGCGCACAGCGACGCACACCUGCACCUUCGCUGGCUGCGGUAAAACCUACACCAAGAGCUCGCACCUGAAGGCACAUCUCCGAACUCACACCGGUGAGAAGCCGUACCACUGCAGCUGGGAAGGCUGUGGAUGGAAAUUCGCCCGCUCCGACGAGCUGACCCGUCAUUUCCGCAAACACACCGGACACAGGCCCUUCCAGUGCCACCUGUGUGAACGCGCCUUCUCCAGGUCUGACCACCUGGCACUUCACAUGAAGAGACACAUGUGAAGGAGCCCAUCUAAGGACUUGGGUUUCAUGGAAGGGGAUGUGUUAUUUUUAUUGUGAUUCAACUGAUGUAUUUUUUAUUUAAAUUGUUGUCCACAUGACCAAAGUCUUUUUUUAUAUAUAUAUUAUUGAAUUAAAAAAAGUUUUAGUGUUAUUAUUUUCUAAUAACGUAGCUGGUACUACUUUGGUUCAAUAAAAGCUUUAGAAAAGCUUUGUUUGCUUUAGAGCAGGCAGACCAAGAAGGGGCUGGCCCUGUAUAUACUACUCUUCUUUGACAGAACUGGAACGCUGUGUUUGACACAAAAGUGCCUUUCUAUGACUGUGCUACUGUAAAACUCUUCGUGACAGAACGACAUGGCCACAAAACAGUACAUGUUCUUAUCGACAGGGGUGAAAUGCACAUAACGUGCAGAGACAAUGUUUUAUUUAAACUGCCUCACAAUGUCUGAACGGCCUGAACUGCUUUUUUUAUUGCCUUAUUUUUUUUUUUUCCAAUUUGGAGUUGAUGUGUGAAACUCUUGGAUCCAGCCCCUCUGUUCACUAUCAGGGCUUGAUGUCCUGUGCAUUAUUUUUCACUUAAAUUUAUAUAAAUAUGUACAUGUUUUUAUACUGUAAAAUGUAUAUUUAUUGUAAAUAUUAAAAAAACAAUGAAAUUGAACAUUUGACUGAGAAGCUCUUUUACUUUCAUGCACUGAACCAAAUCCACCCACUCAACAACAGGUUUCAGACUGAGCCAACAACCAGCAGGCCUGCACUCCAUCAGAUCGGUUGCACUAAAUAGGUCAUACAUUGUGUACCCGCUUUAAUUUUAAAUCAUGGACACUUGAUUUCCACUGUGAUGUUUUGCAGCUGCAAGACAGAGAAGGGCAGCCGCUUGUGGGCUUAGCCUAUAAAUACAAACACUCCAUUUCCAUAAUUACAGAGUGAGCCGGGAGCCGUCUGGACAGAGGGGCACAGCAAACCCUCAUCAGGGAGCCCUUAGACUCCCUUUCUGAUGGGUAGAAAUUAUAGUAGGACAUCAAAGAGCCUUAAUACUACAAUUACACAGAGUCACCCUGCACUACAGUUUCAAAGUAUCUCCACUGCGUGCAUCUUCUGUCUGCAUGGUGUCAGUGAGCAUUUGUUUCCCCCACAUCAAAGGUUGCAUUGAGCCCAUCUCCCAAAGUCAAAUGGUAUUUUCAUAAAGUAAAUAUUAAAGAUUUUUCAUUAAAUAUAUGGUUUGGGAUGGAUGCUCUUCUUUCUUUUUCAUUAUGACAAUUUGAAAAACUUAAAUAACUUGCUAGAACCAUAUAUUUAAGAACAGUACUUCAAUAAGUGUAAGCACAACCUUCAUCAAAAGUCACGCCGUUCUUAAAUUCACCCAUAACAAUAAAAUGUACACGCAGAAUGUGACUUGGAUGAGUUGAUGAACAUGUUACUAGAAUUUUUUUAUAUUUGUAAAAAGAGGAAGCACGCAUCAGGUCAAAAAUAACUGCAGUGGCAAAUGCAAAUGUAUCACUCUCAUUUCACUUUUUUUUGUUCCAAUAUUACUGCAAGAUGUAAACAAUCCAUCUCAAAUUCAUUUCAGUGUAAAUCUGCAUUAUGAAAGCAUCAGAUUAAGACCAAAAAACAGACUUGAUCAUAACAUUUGUGAAACGCUGAGCUGUUCUUCGAAGCCAUCUACAAUAUUUAACGACUUUACUAAUCUCUUACAAAUGUAUUUUAACUAUUUAUGGCCUGCUGUGAUGUGUAACUGACUCCCUUCUCUCAGAUUUUACUUCUGAUGUAAAAUGUGAGACUUACCUUGUUUCAGGAAUGUUAAAAAUCAAUUUUAUUCAACUAAAAGUUAUUACAGUUUAACAGAUUAUUUUUUCAUAAUCACAUACAUACUGUGCAAUAUUACAUAUGUUGAUAUGCUGAUAAAUAAGGCGCUGUCACUCUGUACAUGUCCAGUACGCUCUGGAAUAUACAGUGCAUACAUUAUGUGCCGAAUAAACCUGAUUAGUGUAAUAACAUUACAAGGAUGCACUAUUUUAAAGUAAUUUAAACAGAUGUCCUCCGACAAGAUCAUAAGACAUUAAUGUAGACGGAAAGAAAUCCACAAAAAAAAAAAAAAAAAAAGACGUGAUGGUUGAUUUGAGGAAAAAGCAUACGUCACUUUGCAUCAGUGGUAGUGUGAAGAGGAUAAAAGUAAAUGUAACAGCACCAGUAUAAACAAUGUACACUACUUCUAUUUUAUAGAGGCUUUUAGUUGUAUGGGAGUGCAAGUAGUCUGGGCGUUUACAAGGCAACCAAUGACAAACCAUCUGACGAGCACAAGCUGUUGACAUCAGCAAGAGGAUGCAACAACGCUGCAGGUGGGCUGUUCCUAAGAAGGGAAGACCUUGAUGAUUAUCGUUAGCAUCUUAAAGUGAUAGUUCAGAUGUUAUGAAGUGGGGUUUUACGAAGUAAUUAUCCAUAGACAGUGUAUACAAACAGCAGAUGUCAAUCGGCGCAACCCACAUUUUGGAGAAGCAGCCUGAGGUUUGACACAAAGGCUAAGCAAUGUACUGCUGCCAAUGAGGGCUGGCAACAAAACAUAUUUUAGCCACCAAAAGAUGCAUUAAAAAAAUCUGUUGAAGUGUUUGCCAUAUUGAGAGUAUUUUUACUGCUUUACUUUAAUAUCUGACAUUGAUUUUCACCAUGAAAAUUAAGUUAAUUUAGUUAUAUGGUUCUCUUUCAAGCCAAAUUCUACUGAGAAAAACAGUGAUUUAACAUCGCUAAACACAGGAGCUGCUGGUCUACCGCUGCCCCCAUCAGUUAGUUUGCUAUUGUGCGAUUUCAGUGUUUAAAACCAUUAGUUCAGAUUCACUGAAGUCACACAAUAACACAAACUAACUAACUGAUCGAAGCAGUGGUAGGCCAGCUGCUCCCAUUUUCAGCAAGCUAAAAUUAGUGUUUUUCUCAAUGGAGUUUGGUGGCUGGGAACUCUCCGUCGUAACGGGCUAUCUGACGGUAAAAUAAAGUAGUGAAAAUACUCAAUAAAGCAUAGAAUUUAUUGAUAUAAAUGUUUUUAGAUGGCUAAAAUAUGUUUUCUUGUUGGACUCCAUCCACAGCACUUCAUUGCUUGGCUUCUGUGUCGGACCUGCUUCUCCAAACUGGGAGUGUGCAGACUGACAUCUACGUUAAGUAAUAUACUGAGUAAGGAUAAUUACCCCAUACAACCCUACUGAAAAAUAAUCAGAACUAUCCCUUUAAUUAUUGUAAAAGCAAGAGGCAACCGAUGAUACGGGGCUAAAUAAUAUUUAACCAAAGCGAUAUUCAGACUAAAUUGUUCAUCAGGGAUUCCCAAAUGUCAUAUUUCUGCUUUGACAUAUAGAUCCUGGUCGAGGGUUUGAUUAUAUUAAAAAAAUGCCUUCAUUCCUUGUUCUUUAAGGCCAUAAAUAUUCCUUAUCCAGGCAUAGAUGGCAAAAAACACUUGUAACAUUUAAAUGAAAACCUAAAUUAUGCAAAAGACUGAUUGGAUCACUAAGCUCCAGUCCUUUAAAACAAGCCUUUUUUUAAGAAAAAUACGGACUGUUCCGAGGCUUGUACAUAAAAUCGUCAUCUAAUAAUAUUUACAGUACAUGAAGACAUUAAAAAAAAUAGAAAAAAAGAAAAGGGGGGACAAACUCAUCGGCCAACGGAGUUGUUAGCAUAUGCAGUUAGACUUUCCCGACAAUUUUUUUGGACUAAUUAAAGGUGAUAUAAAAGAGUUUAUACAGUGCAUUUUACAAGUACUUCAUACACCACAGAUUGCUUUUGCAUAUAAAUAAAACAGUAAAAUAUUAUUAAAAGGUCAUUUUUCUUGCAACAGAAAGGCGUUCUGAUAAGGCAGGGUGAUUAGCAGUAAUAACAUAUGGAGCUAGAUGGUUGCGGUGGAGGUCCCUGCCGGUUUCUGGUUGCGUUAAAUCGCUACGUUCUUGGAGGAUAAAGCCGGGUUUAAAUAAAGUGGCUCUGUAUUGUCCUUGAUUACAGUUGCCGUGUAGUUUGGGGGCAAUGAACCGGAACUGGUUUGCUAAAUGUGGAGUUGUUUUGACAUGAGUCCAGUCAUGGCUGGAGAAACACUGGUCUCUUACACAAAUUGGUAACAGGGGCUGCUAGUCAUGUCGGGCCAGUGUCGGUGCUGUUGUCAUGAGCCUGCGGACAGAAGACUGUAAGGCAGAAGGAAGAGGACGAAAAGAUGUGGUGUGGUGAGGCAUGCCUGGUCAGGCGCUGGGCAUGUCGGCCCUGCUGAGAGCGAUGGCCAGCUCCAGGUCCUGCUGCUCCUGGAGCCGCAGCCUCCUCAGCC